GAUGCUAAUUAAACGUGUCCUGUCUCUGUGCAUUUGUCUCAUAUAUAAGACCAACAGACGGACAGACUGAACAAAGACGGGGCGAGGUGACAAACUCAGAAGCACGGAUUCCAUUCAGUCAGAGUGUGUGAUGAAGAUGAUGAUGAUGACGAGGAUGGUGAUGAAAAUGUCACCGUGGCUUCUGUUUCUCGGCCUGGCUGUGAGCUACACUGCUGCUGCUGCUGCUGCACCAGGCAGCUGUGUGGGUCGUUGUGGUGAGGUUUUCACCAGAGGCCAGCAGUGCACCUGUGACUUCAGCUGCCUGCACCAUAAUGAAUGCUGCCAAGACUUUGAGGCUCUUUGCACCACUGCUCAGUCCUGCCAGGGUCGCUGCGGUGAGACAUUCAGGCGUGGACAGCUUUGUGAGUGUGAUCCACAGUGCAUCAACUACAACACCUGUUGCCAUGACUACCCGCGACACUGUGAUGCCAGUGUGUCAGUCUCACACCCCCGGACUCUCCAUCCUCUGAGGGCUGCAGCUUCAGGAAAUCGUAAAUCCCAGAAGAGCAAGAAAAGGUCCAACAGUGAGAGCGAGGAAUGGUACACAGGUGUGAGCAACAUCCCUGUUGGUCUGCUGCCAGCGUCCAGUGCUGCCUCUCGUGGUAGAGCUCCAGAAGCACCAGCACCUGGUUACUCUCUGCCGGGCAACAGUGCUCCGUCUCGGGGGAGCAGUGCCUCUGUCGCUCCCUCUGGUCCUGGAGGUGCUGGUGGAAAUCUUAAUAUCCACCUGGUGCUGUCACCUGGGGGAACAGCUCCAUCUGGGCCAGGUCAAGGUCCCAUGCCUGCAGGCUCCAGGCCCAGCACUCUGCAGGACAUAGCUCAGGGACUGGGUCUCUCCAUGGGGGAAUCAGGUUCUGAGGGACCAGGGACAGGAUUCUUAGCUGAUAUCAACCUUUGCAGUGAGUCUCCCAUCAAUGGACUGACAGCUCUCAGCAAUGGGACCAUACUGAUAUUUAAAGGGGAGCUGUUCUGGUCAGUGGACCCUGUCAGUCGCUCAGUUGGCCAACCACAGAGUAUCACAGACACUCUGGGUGUGUCCUCUCCCAUCGAUGCAGUCUUCACACGCUGCAACUGUCAUGGAAACACCUACAUCAUCAAGGGUGACCAGUUCUGGCUUCUUGAUGGCAACAUGGCGAUGGAGCCGGGCUACCCCAAACCUCUGGCCUCUGAGUUCCCAGGUCUGACAGGAAGCAUCAGUGCUGCACUGCCAGUACCGGCCACCAGGAGCACACCGGAGACUGUCUUCUUCUUUAAAAACGGAGACAUCAUGCAGAGGUUCACCUUCCCAUCAGACGGAACUCCUUCCUGCAGCAAGACACCAAGAAGUUCCCCUCAGAGGCGUUUUGCUCGUCAGGCUGAAGUUCUUCUAAGUGGAGAGAUCAACCUCAAAGUGUCUCUGAAGGGUUUCCCCACCCCGGUCACCUCUGCUCUGUCCAUGCCCAGCCCUCAGAGGAGCGACCGAUACGAGCACUACGUCUUCUCCGGACCUCUCUUCUUCAGAGUCCAGAUUUCAGGUAACCUACCAACGCUGGCCAAGCCUGAUGCACCUGCAGUCUUCGCACCCCUACCCAUCCUCAGCCCUGCUGCUGUGGCAACUAGUGCUGCCAAUAUGGCGGCGCAGAAUGCUAACCCCUCCCAGCCAGCCUCAUCCAACUCCAUCACAGUGUGGCUGCGCUGUCCAUAGGAACACCCUGGAAUACGAGAGAAGAAAGAGGCUCUGUUCUGAUAUUUUCUGCAUUUCUAGUCAUUAGAUAUACCUACUUAACUAAGAGUGGCAAUGUUUAUUCUAAGACAUUCAUAUCAUCAUUUUAAACUCACACAGUGAAUUCUUAAAAUGUCAUCUAAAUGCCAGCACAGGAAAACAUGCCAGAGGAAAUGUUUUGUUUCUUGAUUGACUUAAUUCAAAUAAUUGUUAAAUAAUCUUCUAUCAACCAACUGAUUA
Messenger RNA from Acanthopagrus latus (yellowfin seabream), 1981 nucleotides. RefSeq names its product proteoglycan 4a (gene prg4a). NCBI's taxonomy places the organism in Eukaryota, Metazoa, Chordata, Actinopteri, Spariformes, Sparidae. The transcript is spliced from 14 exons. The record is from RefSeq and is a predicted model, not a curated record. The coding region runs from base 131 to 1723 and encodes 530 amino acids.